This is a messenger RNA of Chironomus riparius, 3320 nucleotides long. NCBI's taxonomy places the organism in Eukaryota, Metazoa, Arthropoda, Insecta, Diptera, Chironomidae. The record is from the annotation of a GenBank genome assembly.
GCCCAAGAACUUUUGCGCAUGUAUAGAUUUUUUCUCUUCUCCCUUGACGUAAAAAAAUAAAAUUGUAUAUUUCUUCACCUAAAAUCAAGAACUGUGAAAGGAAAAAGUUUUGUUUUGCUUUAUUAUAUUUCCUAAAUUAUUUAAAACCUCAAUAAGUGCUCAAAAAAAUCUGCCGAAAUGGCAUGGGGAUUUUGGUCUGCAAGUACGGUUUCUGACCGAGGACGUUCUCCACGAAGAAUAACAACAACAUCAUCUACUCUUCAUUAUCAAUCUCAUCAACCACAAUACACCAUUGCAAUGAAUAAAAAUAUUCAGCAAGAAGAAAAGAGCAAUUUCCAUAUGACAAUGAUACCAACACCACAACAGCAACAAAUUCAGCAGCAGCCAAAACAAAGCGCAAUGAGUUCUGUGUGUGGUAGUCCAUGUCAAAGUACGUGUCAUAGUCCAACUUGCAAUAGUCCAUCAUGCAGUGGAACUACAGAAUCACCUGAGCCUCAACAAUGUCACGAUUGUCAGGAGCCGCAAUGUCAAUAUAAUCAGCAGCAACAACAACAGCAACAGCUUAUUCAACAACAACAACAACAGCAGCAGCAGCAGCUUCAUAUUUCACAAGAACAAAUUCAUCUCCCACAUAUACAUCAGAUUCAUUAUACUUAUUCACGUCGAACAUCGUUGGAUAGCAAUGCAAUCGAUAAUCAACUGACGGACCUUAUUUGUAAAGCCGUUCAACCAUCGAUUCAGUCUGCCACUAAUACUCUGACUAGAAAUGCUUCACUUAGAAUGGGAGAUAUAGGAGAUUAUGCAAUUCCUCAAGCUAUGCAUCAUCAUAUUAUUACUACAGCAAAAUCUAAUUCUUCAUUAAUUCGUUGCGGCUCGUGUCCAGGAUCAACAGGAGUAUCUCGAAGAGGCUCAAGCUCAGAAUCUAGUCCUGCUGGAACUGUUGAAAAUGCAAGUGUUAUAGGUGGUAGUGAUGGCAUUAGCAUGUGUAGAAUCGGAUCAGGAUAUUAUACAGAUACCACGGCACAUUAUGAUAGGAUGCCAAUUCCAAUUCCUGUUGUUCCUAUUAUUCCUCAUAUUAGUAGUAUGCAUUCUGAAGACGAAAUAGAACCGGCCUAUGCCACCGUUUUUCCAAAUACUGCAAUUAGCAUACCACAACCUAAUCAACAAAUGUCUUAUCAAACAGAAGAUCGUAGUAUUUAUCGUCGAGGUGCUCGUAGAUGGAGAAAAUUAUAUAGAAUAAAUGGACACAUUUUUCAAGCAAAACGAUUUAAUCGAAAAGCAUUUUGCACAUUUUGUCACGAUCGUAUCUGGGGCUUGGGUAAGCAAGGAUUCAAAUGUAUACAAUGCAAAUUAUUGGUACACAAAAAAUGUCAUAAACUGGUGCAAAGACCAUGUGGAAAAGAUUACAGUGAUAUCACUACUGAUAGUGGUGAGGAAUUAAAUGGAAACAAUGAGGCACCAUCGUAUACUUUUCACUGUGACUUGUCGGAUUGCAGUCAAAAUUACAUGUCUGAUCAAGAAAUUGACUGUCAAACUCCAAUACAGAAACAAUACUCAUUAGAAGACUUUGAGUUGAUUAAAGUUAUUGGAAGGGGGAGUUACGCAAAAGUAUUGAUGGUUGAACUCAAGAAAACCCGACGAAUUUAUGCAAUGAAAGUAAUCAAGAAAGCAUUAGUAACAGAUGAUGAAGACAUUGAUUGGGUUCAAACAGAAAAGCACGUUUUCGAAACAGCUUCUAAUCACCCAUUUCUUGUUGGUUUACAUUCAUGUUUUCAAACACCUUCACGACUAUUCUUUGUUAUUGAAUUUGUUCGGGGAGGUGAUUUAAUGUUUCACAUGCAACGACAAAGGAAACUCCCAGAAGAACAUGCUCGAUUUUAUGCUGCGGAAAUUAGUUUAGCGCUUAAUUUUUUGCAUGAAAAGGGAAUAAUUUAUCGUGACUUAAAACUUGACAAUGUAUUGUUAGAUCAUGAAGGUCAUAUUAAGCUUACAGACUACGGAAUGUGUAAGGAAGGUAUCGGUUUAGGAGAUAAAACUUCUACUUUCUGUGGAACACCAAAUUAUAUAGCACCCGAAAUAUUACGUGGAGAAGACUAUGGCUUCAGUGUUGAUUGGUGGGCGCUUGGUGUAUUGUUGUAUGAAAUGCUUUGUGGGCGUAGUCCUUUCGAUGUCUCUGGAAUUGAACAUACUGAACCAACAACUAAUUUAUGUCAGUCAAGAAAACGUCGAAGCAUUCAUUCGACAUCAUUCCUUCAAACCACUGAAGAUUUCCUAUUCCAAGUUAUACUAGAAAAAGCUAUUCGAAUUCCUCGAUCUUUAAGCGUAAAGGCUGCAUCUGUCUUAAAAGGAUUUUUAAACAAAAACCCUGAUGAAAGAUUAGGGUGUCAAGAAAACGGAUUUUUGGACAUUAUUAAUCAUCAAUUCUUUAAGACUAUAGAUUGGGAAAUGUUGGAACAAAAACAAGUAAUGCCACCGUUCCAGCCAAGAUUGGAAAAUGAAAGAGAUUUAACAAACUUUCCACCAGAAUUUACAGACGAGCCUGUUCAACUGACACCGGAUGAAGAUAGAAUUAUAGAUAAAAUAGAUCAAUCCGAAUUUGAAGGAUUUGAAUAUGUCAAUCCAUUAUUAAUGACAUUUGAUGAUUGUGUUUGACAUAACACAAAUUGCCAAUAUCAUCCAAACUAUCCAAUUCAGUGCUAUGAGGAUUCCAGUGAAUACGAUUCCGUUGCUGAUGAGAUGAAUCUUCUUCACAUGCGAGAAGUUCAACAAACGCCACAAAAAAGUUUGCUUCAACACAUGUUUUGUCUUCCCUUAAACUGAUAGAAAAUUUAAACACAAUUUAGAGCAGUUCACUAGUUUUUUUUUGUUUGUUGAGAUCUUUUAUCUUAGUAGCUAUUUGAAACGAUGUAAGAUUAGUUUGAGUAAAUAAGAGCAAUCGAAUAAAAACUUAGCGAUUCUAGGACUAGAAAAGUGAAUUAAAUAAAAAGUGCACUUUUAAAAUAUCGCUGAAAUCCAGAAAGUAGAGAUCAUGUCCAGGAAUCUUUCUGGAUGGUGUGCCAAGUAAAUAAGUUAAAAGUAAUAUUAAAUAUGAAUGAUUAAAACUAUUUUGAAAAUCUAGCUCUAAUAAAAUAGACAUGAAUUUCAUACAAGAACUGAUCUGUUAAAAAAAACGAAAUAUCGAAUUAAUUAAAAUAUAAAGAAAUUUAUUGAUUUAUAAAUAUUUAACAAUUUAUCUUGCAUUUCUAGAUAAUUGAGCUAUGAUAGAUGCACUACAAGUAAAAUCUUUAUAUUUAAAAAUUUCAAAUAUUACAAUAUAAGCA